Olea europaea var. sylvestris is the source of this 899-nucleotide messenger RNA. RefSeq names its product glutathione S-transferase U8-like. Bases 41 to 715 code for a protein of 224 amino acids. NCBI's taxonomy places the organism in Eukaryota, Viridiplantae, Streptophyta, Magnoliopsida, Lamiales, Oleaceae. The transcript is spliced from 2 exons. The record is from RefSeq and is a predicted model, not a curated record. Gene Ontology annotation, cellular component: cytoplasm. Gene Ontology annotation, molecular function: glutathione transferase activity. Gene Ontology annotation, biological process: glutathione metabolic process.
UAUACAACACAGUAUAGAGGGAAAAUCAAAGGAGAGUAAAAUGGCAGAAGUAAAGCUUUUUGGUGCUUGGGGAAGCUCAUUUAGCUUCAGAAUCGAGGUUGCUUUGAAACUCAAGGGCGUUGAAUAUGAAUUCAUAGAGGAAGAUAUACAUAACAAUAAGUCCCCUUUGCUGUUUAAGUACAACCCAGUUCACAAGAAAAUUCCCGUGUUAGUCCACAAUGGCAAACCAAUUUGUGAGUCUCUGGUAAUUCUUGAAUACAUUGAUGAAACGUGGGAAGAAGGCCCUUCUAUUUUGCCUAAAGAUCCUUACGAGAGAGCCCUGGUGCGCUUCUGGACUAAAUUCUUGGAUGAAAAGUGUUUUCCUGCAAUGAAGAAAGCUUGUUGGAGCAUGGGAGAGGAGCAAGAGAAGGCCAAGGGGGAAGUUACUGAUCUUCUGAAAAUUCUCGAGGGCACACUUUCGGGCAAGAAAUUCUUUGGGGGAGACACUAUUGGAAUGGUUGAUAUAGUUGCCAAUUUCAUAUCAUAUUGGUUAAUAAUAGUGCAAGAAUUGGCAGGAGUACAAGUGUUGACAUACGAGAAAUUUCCAAAGUUAGGCGGAUGGAUAGAUGAGUACCUAAACUGUAACAUUAUAAAGGAAAAUCUGCCUCCCAAGGAUAAGUUGACUACACUUUUCCAAGCUCGUUUUACUGCUCGUCGUGGUGCUGCUCCCAAAUGAAAUCCAAUUAGCUAAUUACUUCACAUUUUGAUAUUGAACUCGAAAUUAUAUGAAAUAAAGGGAAUUACGACUACCCUUCUACCGAAUAAAUACUAAGAAACUAUGCCUAACAUAUGAGUACUUAUUUGUAGUUUUUAGUACCUUUCUAUCAAUGUUUAAUCUUUACGUUUGUAUAAAAAGUUCA